AUGUGGAAAGAACUAAUGAACCAUAUAACAAGAUUUCGGGAUGCCAUUCAGAGCAGAGGUGAAGAAAUCAACGCUGCGCUAUUACCCAAUCAAAACGAUAACUCUAAUUCUAGUACUGAAUUGCCGAGUCUUCGAAAUUUGGCGAUUAGUACUCCGUUUAGUAGAGAAUCAACUUCUCCUACAUCAUCCGCUAGUUUAAAAUUUGAUAUUGUUAAUGAUUAUAAAAAAUUAGUUGAAUCCAUGGUUAAUGAAAUAUUUGAUAAAGCCAAAAAAUCGAAAAAGGCUUCAAAGAAAAAGUCAUCGUCAGUUUUUCAUUCAAACGUAGGCGAUAUUACGAGUACAAGUUCUUUAAACACUUCUCUAACUGCUAGAAACGAAACUGAAGAACCGCAACCUGGUCCAUCAGGUCUAUCAAAUUUCAAUAUAAAUCGUCGGGCGAAAUCUUUAAAAAAUGAAAACCCAACAUCCGUUUUCGAUGAAAUGCAUAAUAGAGAAGGAAAAAGAAAGCGAAUAAAUUCAGAGGGGUCUGAUCCUUUGAAAAGAUCUGAAAAAACCAAUAAUCAUUUUAAAUUAAAAAAUUUUUCAAGAGCUACGCAUUUACGUCGUUCGAGUUUAAGUUCUUCUAACAUAAACCUGAAAACUGCCGAUCGGGAAUCAAUGAGUUCUGGAAAAGCUCUAAAAAAAGACAAGAAUAUGACGAAACGUUUUGAAUCUAAUUUAAGCCAACUUAGCCAACCUUCAACGUCUAGAAGUUCUAUAUCUAAUGAAGCUUGCCAAUCUUGCGGGCAAAAGAAAAGACCAAUAAGAGAAAGCAAUAGGCCAAAGAGAAGAAAUACGGAUUCGCCCAGCAAUGCAGGCUCUUACGGUUCUUCAUCCAAAUUAUUGAAAAGCAACACAGGAGAACGCAACGAAGUUUUAAGGGAAGAAAGCGGUUUCGAUGAUCCUUUAGCCUCGACUUCCAGCAGAGAGCUCGCCAUACUCUCUCAAGAUCCCAUCACGAAGGAAUUACUUAAAGAAAUGAUAAAAACAAUGAAAGCGAGAUUAAGUCUUUUGAGAUUGGCUUCUUCCAGCGCUGGAGAGUACAUUAUAAACGAUAAAUACCGUGAACCUCAAAGAGCUUUACCCAGUUCCGACGAUGACUCCGAUGAAAGUGAAUCAAACGAAGAAAGCGAACAAGCUGCUUUACAAAAUAUACAAUCUAAUGAUGAUGCUAAUUCUAAUUCGGUGCAAGAUGCCACUCAAGUUCAUUCGAAAAAAUUACUCGAGUUUAUCGUAAAAAGUUUAACUCAAAUAUUUGGUAAAAAUUUUGGAGAUUUAAUUCAAGUUCUGGACGAACAAAUAUUUAAUUUACAUUUAUUAUUACACGUUGCAUUAGAAUGUACAGAUUUCCUUAGAGAAAUAAACUGGGGUGAUAGGUCACAGAAUGAGGAGGAACAAGGUAAUGAUGGAACCGAUAAUCAGUCAACGUCAGUUUCGAAUAAUGUUUCCGAAAGAAUUAGUGAAAGAAGAAGGAAUUUAAGCGGGCGUUCAAGGGAUCAACCUGGGGUUUCUACCACUCAAAAUGAUAACAUCAGAAGCGGAGUUACUAUCAAUCCAUUCGUGCCACCAAAUUUCCGAUUCGAACCAGUUAGCCCAGGUUCUGCGGCAGCUUUUCUAAGAAAUUCCAAUAGACCAUUUUUUUUGGAUUACCUUAGAAAAAGAAAAAGAAGAAUGACACGAUCUUCUCCCCCGAGGGAAUUAUUCAGUCCAAGUAGCAGUAGAAUGUCAUCCAUGUCAAAUUCUGAAGGUUCAUUUGAUACGAGAAGAGAUACUUUUUCACCAGACUAUUAUAUAAACAAUCGUUCAAAUCGUGUUCGCCUCAAUGUAAGAAAUAGUCAAGAAAGAGGAAAUAAUCCUCCGUCUGGAAUUAGAUCAUUUGAUAAUGAAAGUAAUAAUAGCGAAACUGGACAACCGCAUUCCUCGAACAAUAACAAUACAUUAAACAACCGCAGAAGCGGAAUCAACUAUUUUUCAAAUGGCAAUAACUCGCAUAACAACAAUGGUGGUAACAAUAAUAUCAUCAUAGUUACUGGUUUAAGCGGAGAUAACGAGGUAAAUAAUUCUGAGAGUAAUGUGAAUACUGAAAAUGCGGGAAGUGAAGAGAAUUCACUCAGAUCGAGUGGAACUAAUUCCUCUUUUGUGAAUAACAACCCAGCUCCGCCAUUACGAUCAAUGGAAGUAACACUUUCUCGUAAUGAAAACGGAGAUUUGAGCUUGAGGGACGAACGUCCCAUUUUUUGGAUUCGAUACGGUGGAAGUAACGAAUCAUCCGGUUCGACGAACAGUAUCGAGCCCAGAGUUAGCUCUUUUACUGUUCCCGUUGUACAAGUCAAUGAUAUUCCCGUUUCAGAUGUGUCUAUGCUAAGUCAACCACGUCAUCAACCUCAAUCCCCGACUCCGAGAAUACCAGAAGACGUGUGGAGAUGGCGAGCUUGGCGUCCAAGAUUACUUCACCCGAGAUACAAUGAUCCAAAUCCUUUCGAAGAUCAAGAUUCUAACAUAAACAAUUAUCGAGUAUUGAGAACUUCUGGAGGACCGCAUUUGGGAGUGUACACUUUAGAUCCGAUGAUUAUAACCGAUGCACCUUUAUCUCCUCAUCACAGGAUACAAGCUUGGGACUUUUCUAAAAUGAACAUUCCCGAUAUAUCUGAUAGAGAAGCAAAUGGCGUGGUACCAGAAUGUAAAAUUCACAAUGAUGCUAGCGUAGAUGUUUCUAACGAUGGACACCUUUUAGUUACCCUUCUUCCCUCCGGCAGACUUUCGGUGACUACUAUGUUGGGUGUUUACAGUCUAGACUGGGGUUCCUUAGGUCAGCUUUUGUACAGAACUAGUUUCGAACAAAAUGCAGUUUCCGUUAGUUUAUCUCCGACGAAUCGACAUUUACUAGUGGGAUUAGCGUCUCGACCCGUUGUGGUACGCGACAGAACGAACAUGGCUCAAAUUUUCCGAUUAGAAGGCGGGAAACCUUCUCCGAACGGUGGAAGCUGGCAAAGCGGAAGGGGACGUCUCGUUCAUAUUCGAGAUUUGGAACAAACACGAGAAUCAAAUGUUAUGAGUUUGAAUUGCAUACGUUGGGCUCCUGGAGCCGGACAAGGACUCGUAUAUGGGACCAACACCGGUCAGCUUAAGGUUUUACGAUAA
Messenger RNA from Pediculus humanus corporis (human body louse), 3180 nucleotides. RefSeq lists its product as uncharacterized. The coding region runs from base 1 to 3180 and encodes 1059 amino acids. The record is from RefSeq and is a predicted model, not a curated record. Gene Ontology annotation, cellular component: intracellular membrane-bounded organelle. The transcript is spliced from 11 exons. Gene Ontology annotation, biological process: autophagy. Lineage: Eukaryota; Metazoa; Arthropoda; Insecta; Psocodea; Pediculidae.